This is a messenger RNA of Solanum pennellii, 420 nucleotides long. Its product is annotated as ubiquitin-conjugating enzyme E2 5-like. NCBI's taxonomy places the organism in Eukaryota, Viridiplantae, Streptophyta, Magnoliopsida, Solanales, Solanaceae. The transcript is spliced from 5 exons. Gene Ontology annotation, cellular component: nucleus. Bases 1 to 420 code for a protein of 139 amino acids. Gene Ontology annotation, molecular function: ubiquitin conjugating enzyme activity. The record is from RefSeq and is a predicted model, not a curated record. Gene Ontology annotation, biological process: ubiquitin-dependent protein catabolic process; protein polyubiquitination.
AUGCCGCUUGCUGAUCUUGGUUACCUGCGUCUGGAAAUGUUGCGUUUUUCAGUUUCUGGUUUAGUUACCCUUGUUUUUGCAGGUCCUUAUCACGGUGGAGUUUGGAAAAUAAAGGUGGAACUUCUAGAUGCAUACCUGUAUAGAUCUCCGUCAAUUGGUUUUAUUAAUAAAAUGUACCAUACAAAUAUUGAUGAGAUCUCAGGAUCAGUUUGUUUAGAUGUUAUCAACCAGACCUGGAGUCCCAUGUUUGAUUUGACAAAUGUGUUUGAAGUGUUUCUCCCACAACUUCUCUUGUAUCCUAACCCGUCGGACCCAUUGAAUGGGGAGGCAGCUGCCCUGAUGAUGCGAGACCGAACUGUAUAUAAACAAAGAGUUAAAGGGAAUCGGUUAUCCUUUGUUUUCUUGAUAUUUGCGCGUUGA